AUGGAAAUUGAGAACGUGAGGCUCAAGACAAGGAUCAAUUGGUGGAAAAAUACUGAGGCGAUUACCGUUCAAUUGAAAAACAUUGCUUGUAAUGUACUGAAGGAGGAAAUCACGGUGAUUGACAACAAUGAGUGGUUCAAGGAGAUGUCAAUGGUGGAUUAUUUGAGAAAUUGUAAGCAACUACGCGUCGGUGAAAUGCUUCGGAUGGGAGCUAUAAAGGCCCGCUUAGAGGACAGUGGAAUUUCCUUCACAGAAUUCAGUUACCAGACAAUGCAGGCGUACGAUUGGGCCCAUAUGGCCUCGCAAGAAAUAUGA
Ostertagia ostertagi is the source of this 315-nucleotide messenger RNA. Lineage: Eukaryota; Metazoa; Nematoda; Chromadorea; Rhabditida; Trichostrongylidae. The record is from the annotation of a GenBank genome assembly.